AUGUCAUUUACUAUAAAUUCACAGGAAAAUUAUAAGAAUUAUUCAGUUCAGCCACAAUCUAUGAAUUUUAUUUGCCCGGUAUGUGACUCUGUAUAUGUAAAUAAAAAAGAAUUUUAUAGCCAUUUACAUAUUCAUGCUGGAGAUGUAUUGAAACAAAUGCAACACUUAAAACCAAAUGUAAACAAUGAAUCAAAGGUGCAGCUGAAAUGUUGCAAUCAGAAAAAGAUUAAUGAUAAUUUAUAUCAAGCUGUAUUAAGACCUUUCAAAUGUCAACAAUGUAACUUAACAUUUGAUAGAGCCUCUCAAUGUGAUUAUCAUCACAGAAGUAUACAUUUGGGUGAAAAAUCACAGCUCUGUGAAAUCUGUGGUAAAGGCUUUUUCAGAAAAGCAGAUUUAAGAACACAUUUGAAUAUACAUUUAGGUACAAAUUUUUGUAUCUGUGAGAUUUGUGGCAGAAAAUUUAAUCAUGUAUCUAAUUUAAUUAGACACUGCAGAAUGCAUGCUGGGGUGAAACCAUAUCCAUGCUGUAUUUGUGGUAAACGUUUUACUCAGAUCAGUUCUGUAGUAAGGCACAAACGUAUUCAUGAAAGAUUGAAAAAUGAUAUUAAGCAACAGUUACAAAACAGUUAUGAUAAUAUUAAUAUGGAGAAUGAAGAUCAAGCUGUAAAUAAGGACAAGGUGAUCAUUAAAUCUGAUAUUACACAUUUUUUAAAUAUACGUACAUACAUCUCACUGUAA
This is a messenger RNA of Osmia lignaria (orchard mason bee), 738 nucleotides long. RefSeq lists its product as uncharacterized. The record is from RefSeq and is a predicted model, not a curated record. Lineage: Eukaryota; Metazoa; Arthropoda; Insecta; Hymenoptera; Megachilidae.